Biomphalaria glabrata is the source of this 783-nucleotide messenger RNA. RefSeq names its product carboxylic ester hydrolase LipN-like. The record is from RefSeq and is a predicted model, not a curated record. Bases 187 to 783 code for a protein of 198 amino acids. The transcript has 4 exons. Lineage: Eukaryota; Metazoa; Mollusca; Gastropoda; Planorbidae. Gene Ontology annotation, molecular function: hydrolase activity.
UCACUGUGCCCCCCACCCCCUCGUCUCCUGGUCUGUGUUACAGUGCCUCUCUCCCACCUACUAGUCUGUGUUGCAGUUGCCAGGUUCUCCAUUGAUCCGUGAGUUCAGCCUGUCCCGAAUUCCACGUCACUGGAUUAGAUAAAUACUUGGAACGUUGCCGCUACAAGCUUUAACAGGUGAGCCAUCAUGGCGGAUCCCUGGGCUGAGAUUGCUCAAACCCACACUGUCCACCAGGAGUCGCACGAUUUUGUGGAAAAGCUCAAUGCAAUGGGAGCUAAGCGGAUGGCGGAUCUAACACCUGAUGGGGCCAAGAAACAGUUUAAAGAAUUAGCGCUGAAACUAUCAGGGGAGAUCGAGUUUGAUGGUGAAGUUUUCGAAGUCAACAUUCCUUCCCCUAAUUCCCCAGAGGGUAUCCCAGCAACCAUCUACAAACCUUCUUCCAGACCCGAAACACCCGCGAUCUUUCUUUAUUUUCACGGUGGCGCCUUAGUUUUCUUCAGCAGGAGGAGCCACGAGACAUGUCUGAAGACCAUCGCCAGGGACUCAGGCGCCAUCGUGGUAAGCGUGGAGUAUCGACUUCUUGGCGAGGAGGUGGACCCCUUAGCACCUUUCGACGAUGUGGUCCAGGCGGCCAAGUGGCUGCUGGAAAACAAGGAAGCUGUGGGCGGCAGACCCGAAAGCAAGGUUGGCGUUGGUGGAGACAGCUCCGGUGGGCAGCUGGCGAUCUGCGUCACCAAUGAUUUGAAACAGCCUGCCGCUAAAUGGUUUACUACUUUCUUGUAG